Molecule: messenger RNA, 11184 nt
Organism: Astyanax mexicanus (Mexican tetra)
Lineage: Eukaryota; Metazoa; Chordata; Actinopteri; Characiformes; Acestrorhamphidae
Gene: glceb
Product: glucuronic acid epimerase b
Exons: 6
Coding region: 506-2266 (586 amino acids)
Biological process (GO): heparan sulfate proteoglycan biosynthetic process
Cellular component (GO): Golgi apparatus
Molecular function (GO): heparosan-N-sulfate-glucuronate 5-epimerase activity
Source: RefSeq, a predicted model, not a curated record
UCGGCAGUGUGUUCCGCUUCUCGCAGCGCUGCAGCGGGCGGUGGGGAGUGUGUGAGACUGUGUGAGACUGUUUGAGACUGUUUGAGAGUGUGUGUGCGGGGGGGGCAGUGUGUGUGUGAGUGUGUAUAUCGGCGGUGUUGGCUGUGUGGAGGACGGGACUGUGCUGUUUGAUCCGGCGGCGGAUUGAGGAGCGGCGGCGGCGGCUGAGCGGCGGAGGAUCUGAGAGCGGAGAUUUCUCUGUGAAGUAUUUCAUCCAGACGUAUCAUCUCAGCACUGUAAGCCCGGCUCGCUGCUCUCUGACUGGGACACAGAGUUAUUCACGAGCCCCUUAAGAGGAUUUUCUCCCUGACGACAGCGCUGCCAGGUAGAGGGGUCAGAGCUGGGUUGGGAGGAGACUCUGUGGAGCACCUGUGCAGAUCGUCUAGAGCAGACGUCGUAUCCAGUGUCGGGAGAUGAGGGCUCAUACACACGUUCUCUGGUGAAUGGAGCAGGGUGAGCAGUGAGGAUGCGUUGCCUGGCGGCCCGGGUCCACUACAAGACCCUCAUAGUGAUCUGUGCUCUGCUGACCCUCGUCACGGUGGUGCUGUGGAACAAGUGCACCAAUGACAAGGCGUUCCGCUUCAUGCCCCGGGCCCCUCAGCUCCCGCCCAGCCCCAGAGCCGAGGGCCUCCAACAGCAGCCCCAGCCUCCGGAGCCGCCGCCCGUGGUGGGAGGAGUCCGGUACGAAGAGAUUGACUGCCUGAUCAACGACGACGUCACCAUUAAAGGACGCCGGGAGGGCGGCGAGGUAUACCUGCCCUUCAGCUGGAUGGAGAAGUAUUUCGAGGUGUACGGAAAAGUGGUGCAAUACGACGGCUACGACCGCUUCGAGUUCUCCCACAGCUACUCCAAGGUGUACGCCCAGAGAGAGCAGUACAACCCCAGCGGAGUCUUCAUGUCCUUUGAGGGGUACAACGUAGAGGUGCGGGACAGAGUGAAGUGCAUCAGUGGAGUGGAAGGAGUCCCCCUGUCCACUCAGUGGGGCCCUCAGGGAUAUUUCUACGCUAUUCAGAUAGCUCAGUACGGCCUGAGCCACUACAGUAAGAACCUGACGGAGCGAGCUCCUCACGUGGAGGUGUACGACACCGCCGAGGAGCGCGACAGCAAGCCGAGCGCAUGGAGCGUGCCCAGAGGAUGCUCCCUGACCAGGAGCUUCGACAAGACCCGCUCAUCCUCCGUCCGCCUGUUCAACACGCCGCCAGAAAACUCUGAAGGCAUCUCUCUUCCACUCGGCAACACGAAGGACUUCAUCAUCUCCUUCGACUUGAAGUUCGCCUCCAAUGGCAGCGUGUCGGUUGUCCUCGAAACGACAGAGAAGGGGGCGCCCUUCGUGAUCCACUACGUCACCUCCACCCAGCUCAUUGCCUUCAAGGACCGGGACAUCACGUACGGGAUCGGCCCACGGACAGCCUGGACGACGGUCACCCGCGACCUCCUCACCGACCUCCGCAAGGGCAUCGGCUUGUCGAACACCAAAGCGGUCAAAGCCACUAAGACCAUGCCACGGCGGGUGGUCAAGCUUGUGCUGCGAGGUCGGGGGGCCAUUGACAACAUCACCAUCUCCACCACUUCACACAUGGCUGCGUUUUUUGCAGCCAGCGAUUGGCUGGUGCGCAACCAGGACGAGCGAGGCGGGUGGCCUAUCAUGGUAACUCGCAAGCUGGGCGAGGGCUUCCGGCCUCUUGAGCCAGGGUGGUACUCGGCCAUGGCGCAGGGCCAGGCUAUGUCCACUCUGGUGCGGGCGUACUUGUUGACUAAGGAUGACAUGUACCUCAAGGCUGCCCUUAAGGCCACGGGUCCGUACAAGCUGCCCUCAGAGCAGCACGGCGUGAAAGCCGUGUUCAUGAACAAGUACGACUGGUAUGAGGAGUAUCCAACCACGCCCAGCUCCUUUGUCCUCAAUGGCUUCAUUUACUCCCUCAUUGGCCUGUUCGAUCUGACACAGACUGCGGGUGACAAAGAGGGAAGAGAAGCUUCUCAGCUGUACAGCAAAGGCAUGGAAUCACUCAAGGCAAUGGUGCCCUUGUACGACACGGGUUCGGGCACCAUCUAUGACCUUCGACACUUCAUGCUGGGCACGGCGCCCAAUCUGGCACGCUGGGACUACCACACCACACACAUCAACCAGCUGCAGCUGCUGGGCACCAUAGACAACUCUCCCAUCUUCAGGGACUUCGUCAAGCGCUGGAAAAGCUACCUGAAAGGAGGCCGGGCCAAGCACAACUAGAGCAAGCAAGGGCGAGCAAAGGCGACAAUGAACAAUGGUGGGGAGUAUCACGAUCUCCCCUGACUGGAACUCUGCCAGGAAGGCCUGGUUCUCAAUGCAGGGAACCGAAUUAGCUUGUGCAGUUAGCACUAUGGGAAUAGUCCACUGCAAGCUAGCUGCAGUCCGCAGAAGUUUCCAGCCACAAGCUACGGCUGACCUCUUGGGCUUUUAGGGGUUUGAAACCGUAAUUGCAGCGCUUGUCAUCUCUGUGCUAGAGGUUAGAGGUUCUAAUUAAGUACAAAUGCGACUGCUCGCGGUGUUAAAGGGUGGUUGUGGUGUGUGUAUGAAUGUGUGUGUGGGUGUGUGUGUGUAUGCAUGGGUGUUGGAAUUGUUUGUUCAUUUUCCAGGUUUGAGAGCGAGAGAGCAAGCGAGAGUUGAGCCUAGUGAGAUUAGCUAUGUUUGGAUGCACUUCAGUCAGGAUUAAAGAAAACACGAUCAUUUUCUUCCACAAUUUUCUCUCUUUCUUGUAGUGGGAACAUGUUUGAGUAGCAAAUAAGACACUGUUAAAUAUUCAUGGCCACUGAAAAAGGAAAAGCAAUUUGGUUUAAAUGGAAAAAGAAACUGUAUAAGAAAGUUGUUCUAAGCUGCAAGACCUAAGGGGACACCAGCCUUACUCCUGGUGUAUUUGUUAGAUUUGCGAUUUAGGUGUAAACCCGAGUGGUGAUAGCUUUUGUGGGGAGGCAUAAUUGGUGACCCCUACUCUAAGGUAUGUGGUCAAAUGCAAAGGUCUGGGCAUUGUUGGUCAAAUUGCAUGUUUUGUUCUUCUAUCACAACUUUGAAUCGGGGGUCAUGCUGCUUUAGCAUCAGCAUCAGCUGCCAGAGCCAGAGAGAGCCCAAGUGACCAUGUUCUUUCCAUGAAUCACUUCCAUUGGGCCAUGAUGCUUCCAGCACAGGUGUCUUUUGGCCAAUUUAUCAGAGCUGAGGAUCCAGCAAUUUCUUCCAAGUGUGUUGUUAGCUGCCUAGUGAUGCGGCAUUGUUGGCAGAUCAAUGCAGCAUGUACUGGAAGAGGAAUCUGGAAUUUGCUGAAUCUGCAUGCCAAGACAUUGAUAAAACAUGCUAAUUCAACUGUCCAGCAGUGCCCAAAUUGCUUUUGCAUAUACAGCUCUGGAAAAAAUUAAGAGACCGCUUCAGUUUCUGCAUCACUUUCUCUGAUUUUGCUAUUUAGAGGUUUAUGUUUGAGUAAAAUGAACAUUAUGAAAAUGUUGUUUUAUUCUAUAAACUACGGACAUUUCUCCCAAAUUCCAAAUAAAAAUAUUGUCAUUUAGAGCAUUUAUUUGCAGAAAAUGAGAAAUGGCUGAAAUAACAACCAAGAAAAGAGGCUGAGCUUUCAGACCUCAAUAAAGUUCAUGUUCAUAGAGUUUUGAGAGCUCAGAAGUCAGGAUUUGGUGGAAUAACCCUGGUUUUUAAUCACAGUUUUCAUGCAUCUUGGCAUCAUGUUCUCCUCCACCAGUCUUACACACUGCUUUUGGAUAACUUUAUGCUGCUUUACUCCUGGUGCAAAAAUUCAAGCAGUUCAGUUUGGUGGUUUGAUGGCUUGUGAUCAUCCAUCUUCCUCUUGAUUAUAUUCCAGAGGUUUUAAGUGGUCUCAUUUUUUUUUCAGAGCUGUAAUGAACACACAAUCAUAUUUAUGAAACUUUUUAUCCAAUCAGAACAGGAUCUCUGGGAUCUAAUGACAGAAAUACAAACACAACACUAAAUAAAUCACUUGUCUGCUACCAGCCUUUAAAUGUAAGCUUAUAAUUACAAAAUAAUACUGCGUGUUUGAAAAUGAAAACAGUAUUGCAAAAUUAAAUAUUGCGAUACAUAUAUAUAUAUAUUUUUUCUUCUUCAACUAGUGUGGUCAGUUUGGGUGAAAUAUCACUUGCUAUCAGUGACUGACUGUUGUGUGUCUGUGUGUGUGUGUGUGGGUAAACUGGUCAUGCACUUUAUUGGCAUUGAUUGCGUGUGUAUGUGGUGUGUGUGUGUGUGGUGAGAGUGUGUUUACAGACUCAGAGCCGGUGGUUUACACGGUCUUCACUUUUCUAUUCUCUCAGCCGUUUUCUGGCUGUAUGUAAGGGACGUUUAUGGAUGGAUGUUUGCAGUAUUGUAGCAUGAGCAUCUCCUUUUGAUUAUGUUAAACCAUCGGUUUGUUUGUUUUUUUCAUCAAAAAUUAACUGGAUUUACAUUGUUGGAAAGAUUAUAUUUUAGCAAAACUAAAAGAAAAGAAUCUGUCAUAAUUAAAGUAUGUGUUACACACAGAGUAAACUGCAGACUAGGGGGGCUGAGUAACGGCAAGAACUUGACUAUAUAGGGGUUACGAUUAUAUAAUCCACUUGUUUAAAUCAAAUUGUAGAAAAUGUUGAAAAAUCUGAGUAAUAAAACCCUUAACGUUUAUCCAACUCUACUAUCUAGUGGGCGGGGCUUAAACACAACACUAAAAUCAACCACUUCUGACACCAAUCUUUGCAUUUAAACUAAUAAUUAAAGGAAACAAUUCAUUGCUUUUGAAAAACAUUGCAAAAUAUUGCGAUACUUCGAUAUAUUGGUAUUCUUUUACACUCCUACUGCAGAAAACCCAGACAUUAAUAUUCAUUCAGAGCAAAGGAGAACAUUUUACACGCUUUUACUGAUCAUCUUCACUGAGCCAAAUCUUACCAGUGGCCUGAGGGGGUAAAAGCAUCGCUCAUUUUAAGAUAAAUUCCAUUAUUUCCAAUAACCUGUCAAAACAAUUGCUAUUAGUGCUUAUAACCAAUGUAGAAAAGGAAAAAUAGGCCCAAAGAAAUAACACUUAAUCAAUGCCUCGGCGUCUGAAAGCCUGCCCUUUUCUCUUUCUAUAUUUGCAAUUAGAUUAAAUUCCAGCGUUUUCAACCUGAUCUCUCUCUGCUGCAUCCGUAUCAGAUGUUUAAAUUAUUGAAUUAUUAGUAGAGAGCACAGAACUGAGUACACACACAUUUCUACAUAUAAACUGUAGAUAUUAUUAAAGGAGAUUAGAUCUGCUGAUUUAAAAUAUAUUGAUAAAUGGUUGCAAAUUCCAAAAAAUAAAUGAAAAUAAAUUUAAAAUAAACUAUUAUAUAUAUAUAUAUAUAUAUAUAUAUAUAUAUAUAUAUAUAUAUAUAUAACAAUACUACAUAUCUUCGUUGUCCAAUUAAAAACACUUUUCUCCAAAACUGCAACUUUACAGGAGAGAGAAAAAUCCUUGUGAACUUUCAAUGGAAGUCAAUGUAAAAAUAGUUUAUUUCAGGUAAUUUUGAAGAGUUUCUAUUGGUCCAUUCAUCAAGAAAUUUUGGCACAGUGGACGAGACAGUUUGUCUGUUCAAAUGACGUAGUAAACUAAAAAUCGAUAAAAAAAAAAAAAGAAGCGUUUUAAUAGGACACUGACGAUAUAUACAGUACCAAUCAAAUGUUUGGACACACCUUAAAUUCAGUGGCUUUUCAUUAUUUCAAUUGUAUAUGCAUUGCAGGUUAAUGCCAAAAUCAUCCAAACUAUUUGGAAAGUGUUGAACAAACUUGCUAAAAUAGAUAAAGACAGUUUUGCACAUCUCUGCUGGAUUUUCUCAGUCAGCUUUAUGAGGUAGAGUCACCUGGAAUUCAGGCUUUCAGUUAACAGCUGUGCUGAACUCAUCAAUAGUUAAUUACUUGAAUUUCUUGCCUCUUAAUAAAGUGUUUGAGAGCAUCAGUUGUAAAGUAGUGAAGAGGUAGAGUUACAGCUAUACAGUGAAUAGUGAAUAUUUGAUGAAUGUUCUAUAAUACUCCAUAUUAUUGCAAGAACUACUCAACUAAAGGGGAGUUGAACCAAAACAUUGGAUGAAAAGGUGUACCCAAACUUGACUGGUAUACAAAUACCAGAAUGAUCAAACACACCUUGUUGCAACACACACUAACACCUUAUACACACUAAUCACACAUACACACAUACUAAUCAGAGCUGAUCCCCUGAGUAUUGAAGAACAGGGUGAAACAAGGAUGAUAAUAAUGUAUACAGAGAAACUGAUAUAGAACUAGGGGUGGGCAAUAUGGCCCUAAAAUAAUAUCACGAUAUUUCAUGGUAUUUUCGCGGUAACGAUACUCUGGACGAUAUGACAGAACACUGAAUAAAAAAUAUAUAUUUCGAUAUACACUACUGCAAAUAAAUUAAAAUUAAAUUCUACUACUGCACAUUAAGAAAUACAAGAAUUUUAUCAGAUUAAUAACAGAAUUAAAUGAUCCAGAAUGUCAUGAUACUAAUAAUCCUAAUAAUACCCUUAAAAUAUCUCCAUAUAUCCAGGAUUAAAGUAAAAUAAAUGAUACUGGAAAGAUAUAGUCUCUAGAUAUAGAUAUAUAAAAGGAAAUGGGAACAGUAUGAUAAUGACGAUAUUUCAGGGUAUAUUAUCGUUCACGAUAUUCAAAAAUGUUGGCGAUAUUAUUGCGUACGAUAUGAUAUUACACACCCCUAUAUAGAACUAAACUAAAAAAAUAGACAAGUGUAGAAAUAUGGAGGUGAUGUUAAUGUUUGGCUAUUAUUCUUUGAAUUCACCCAAUUUCACAUUGACCUCAAAGUGUGUGUUUUAAAGAUUGAUGUGGCAGCUGGAUAUUAGGUUGAAAAACAAUGUUAAAACUAAAUUCUACUAAAUUCAUCUUCAGUUUCCCCCAUCCUACACCUUGCACCGUAGUCCCCCUUAGCCUUAGCGGUGGCUUGAACUGAGAAAUUGAGAUGUACAGCAGAGCGUGCACGUCUGUGUGUAAAGUGUUUGACCUUGUCAAUACUUGGUCCUCAGAGGCAUUGACCUCUUAACCUCAGUAGCAGCAGCAGUAAUAGUGCGCUGGUGAGCUCUGCACACUGCAAAGCUGUAGAGAGGCAUUAUGACCCAGCAGACACCAACAGCUGACCCCAUGUUGUUAAAGGACUAAGCUAACGCUGCUUCGGCAUCAGCAGCCAGAGUCAGAGAGAGAGGGAGAGCGAGAGGGCAAUUGGCCAUGCUCUUUCCUAACAUCACUCCUUUUAUAUUAAGAGCUGGUGGGCAAUAUGACUAUAUUUGUAUAUCGUAUUGCGAGAAAUUAUUGGAUCAUAUUGACAAUAUGCUUUUCUAAGUACAGUACCAGUCAAAAGUUUGGACACACCUUAAAUUCAGUUCAUAUUCAGUCAAAACCAGAAUAUGUUUUAUAUUUUAGAUUCGUCAAAGCAGCACCUCUUGCUUAGAUUAGACAGUUUUACAAAUCUUGGCUGGAUUUUCUCAGUCAGCUUUAUGAGGUAGAGUCAUCUGGAAUUCAGGCUUUCAGUUAACAGCUGUGCUGAACUCGUCAAGAGUUAAUUACUUGAAUUUCUUGUCUCUUAAUAAAGUGUUUGAGAGCAUCAGUUAAAGUAAAGUAGUGAAGAGGUAGAGUUACAGGUAUACAGUGAAUAGUGAAUAUUUAAGUAAUGUUCUAAUUCAUAUUAUGGCAAGAAACGACUUUAAAAAGACCAUCAAAAACGGUAUGAUGGAACUGGCACUCACCAGGCACACCUGAGGAAAGAAAGACCAAGAGUUUCCUCUGUUGUACAGGAUAAGUUCAUCAGAUUUAAUAGCCUCAGAAACCACAAGUUAACAAACAGCACCCCAGAUAAGAGCACCUAAAUGCUAUUUUGUAUUUUGUAAAUGAGUAUUUUGGUUUGUUUUUAACACUUUUAAGUUACUCCAUGAUUCCUUAUGUGUUCCAUCACUAUUCAUUUACAAUGUAGAUUAAAAAAAAUGUAAAACUUUAAAUUAGAAGGUGUGUCCAAAAUGUUGACUGGUACUGUAUAUGACGUAUUACUGUAAUGUUUAUGAGAUUGCAAUGCAGAAAGUUAGUUCAUAUGAACAGUGAUUGAAAACUUGUGGUUAAAUUAGUUAUUUUCUCUUUGAAUAUUAAAAAAAAUCAAUACUAUUGACAAACUGAACUUUUCAGCCACCUGACCUUCGAGUUGGAGUGAUUGUUGCUUGGCUUGGUGUUUGUUGGGCAUUGAGUUCAGGUUGUGUGUGGACUCUGUAGUUCUAUAACCUUAAUAUGGCAUACGGGACCUCUCUGUGUAAACUGACAGUAGUUUUUUUUUUCUUCUUUCUUUUUUAUUUUCUUAUGUUACUUUCAUUUCAUUUAUUUUCUUUUUUGUUAUUUUAUAUGAUGAGCUAUUUUAAGUUUUUUUUUUUUUUUUACUUCUCUUGAGCAUGCUUGUUUUUCUAGCGUAACCAUUUAUCUCAUGAAUAUUUCUAUGCACAUUUCAUACUCGUCACUUAGCAGGACUUUAUAAAAGAGGAAGAAACAGCAGGAUAAAGGCGGUAUGGGUACUUUGUUUUUUUUUAUAAAAAAAAAAUAAUGCUAGAAUAAGUAAAUUCCAUAAGGGACUGUAAGGGGCUUGUUUUGUUUAUACCAAAGUCUUUAUAAAGUUUGAUUGUUUUUCUUUUUUUUUGGUUUCGUCUCUCUUGGUUUUCUGUUUUUUCUCUGUGUUUCUGUGAAGUGCUGUGUGCUGAAAUCCACAGAGGAGUGCCGCCGAUUCUUCCUUUCUUUGUUUUUUUUUUUCUUAGUUUUUUUUUAAUGGAGAGAUGCUAUGACAUAAAUAGGAAUAUGUGUCUGAGGGUGUGUUUUGCCUUCCUUCACAGGGGAAAAAUGCCUUGUAAUGUUUAGUUUUGUAUUCUAAGAUUUCUAUAGAGUAGAGAAGAGGGAAACAGGAGGAUAUUAUUGUAAUCACAGCUGUGUGUGAGUCUAUGGGGAAGUGUGCAACUUUAUUUGUUUUUGUUUAGCGUUAGCGCCUCAGUGCUACAUAUUUCGAAGGGAAACCUUAAUAAAGGCACGGGGGAGGGUCAGCGUUACGGUUAGCUGUUUCUAUAAACAGCAUUAAAGCACAACUGUAGUUUCCUCUGUUAAUUUAUUCUAAUCGUACUUUCUUUUAUUGUCUUUUUAUUAGUGUUUUUUGAGUUUUUCUUGGACGACGUGCAACGCCUUCUGUUUGAGAGCUGCUACUGUGGUUCACUGUGUACUGUGUGUUUAUUAUAGUGUGUACACACUGAUCGAGCAUAACAUUAUGACCACCUACUUGUGAGCACUGAUGAAACACUAGAGCAGGGAUUGGCAAUAGGCAAAGUUGUUGGAACUAUAAUGAAUGAUGAUAAAACAAAAAAUAAAACAAAUGUGUAUAUAUAUAUAUAUAUAUAUAUAUAUAUAUAUAUAUAUAUAUAUAUAUAUAUAUAUAUAUAUAUAUAUAUUAAAUAAAAUGCUUCACUGGUGAGCUUUUAUUUAUAUUCCUCCCCCGUCUAUCUCUGUCGCGCUAGGCGUGACUUUAGUUUCCACCCAUUCUUGGGCUUCCUAUCUCCUUAUAAGGCCAUUUUUUCCCCGGUCGUGUACCAAUUUACUAUCCAGGGCAGCGGUAGUGUAUUGGACCGCGACCCAGAUGACACGGGUUCGAUCCAGCGUGAGGAGUAAAGUGUUUAUUUAUUUAUUUAUUUUUUUCUUUAUUCUUCGGUUUACCUGCUUUCAGAUAAAUUAUUCUGCAAUUGGGUUCAACAACCCUCUUGGCUGGAGAGCUACUAGUCUGUAGCAGCACUCCAUCCAUCCCAUUACACUUCAUUUUUCAAAACAGAUUUUUUAUUUUGUGGCCCGACAUGUAAUGGCUUUGAAAAUUAACUUAAUUGCCGACCCCUGAUUUUACUUUACUUUAUCUACAAAAAAGUGGAGCAGCUGUAAGUAGGAAUGUCUAAUAGAGUGGAGGACACUAAAAGGAUUAAACACAGUGUUUAAGAACUCCAGCAGCACUGCUGGCUGCAGUGUAACUGAUCCACUUCCAUUCAUACCAUCACACGCUUUUUGUCUCUAAGGCUACGUUCACUUUACACAAAGACACAUUGGUCAAAUCUGAUUUUUUGCUCAGAUUGAAUUUGGCAAUCUUGACGGUUCACAUUCACAAAUGUAAGUGAUCUGUCUGUAAUGUGAACAAAUCUGUCCCUGAAACACCUCACGUUAAUACCCAGUGUAUAAACGUCUCCUUCUUCACCAACAACAAAAAACGUCAUAUUAGAGAGACGAGACUUGUAGCUUUAUAAAGGGAAAUGGAUGCGUUUGUUAGAAGCUCAUAUGUUGAGCAUCUUUUGCUGGAGUGGAGAAUAAACAGCUGGUCUGAAGUUCAUGCUCAGGUCGAGGAGGUGAAAAAAGUCCAGGUGGUUUGCUUUUGCUGUUUUUUUUGCAGCUAUAGCUGCACAGCUGCACCAAGAGAUGUGUGAUGGGUACGAGAGAGAAGCACGUAGCGCUAAUGCGUAAAAGUGUGAAAAAGACACAUGAAUUCCGCUGAUUUAACCAUGCACAUUCAUGUUGCAUGUGCAUGGAUCAAAUACGUAUCCGAUUUAGAGCAACAUAUAAAAAAGUGACUUGAAAAAAAUCAGAUUUGGCAUGUUCACACAGCCGUGAAAAAAUCAGAUCUGAGUCACUUUAGCCUGGUAAUGUGAACGUAGCCCAACACCUCAUAGACCAGUGUUCAUUACUGCCGUGCUGAUAAUAAAUGACCCUCCACCCAAAUAAUAAUAAGAUUACAAUAAUAAAAGGUGGUCAUAAUGUUUUGCUUGAUUGAUGUAUUUAUCAUUUGUUCAGUUUCUUCUGUUUUUUUCCCUAUUUGUUAAUCUCUUCCUUAUCCUACACUUCCUCUUCCUCCUCCUCCUCCUCCUCUGCACGUUCCUGGACGCAGACACGUGAGGCGUCACACGUGUGACGUAUGCAAUAAACCGCUGAGCUGGACGAGCAGCCGAAACCGCGAGAGCCCCGAGAGGCUGGACUGAGUUUGCAAUGCAAGCACAAUGUGCACAUGCCACCGUUUUUAUGCAGGAAAAAAAAAAGAACUAAAGUUAAAGUUUAUAUAAAAGAGUUGAAUCUGUGUGCUUUAAAUUGCUUUUUAAAGUUGUAAAAUAAAGGCAUUUUUCUUAAAA